This is a messenger RNA of Epithele typhae, 1977 nucleotides long. RefSeq lists its product as uncharacterized. The record is from RefSeq and is a predicted model, not a curated record. Bases 1 to 1977 code for a protein of 658 amino acids. The transcript has 6 exons. Lineage: Eukaryota; Fungi; Basidiomycota; Agaricomycetes; Polyporales; Epitheliaceae.
AUGAGCGAUGAGCUCAAGUUACUCAAGUACAGAAUGGUGACCACUCCCUUCGAGGUCGUCCUCAAGAAACUACUUUCAUCCACCGAUGGGCUCGACCUCCUUAUGGCAGAUACCACAUUCAAGCCCCCCGAGGAGGUGAGGGCGACGGAAGAAAUGGUUGGGGUCCUAGAUGAGGUCCGAGCCAAGUUGUACUCCACAAUAAAGUCUUCGGCAGCAAUCGACCACAUAGUCUGCGUAUCCCACCGUCUCGCCCAGCCCGAUGCCGCCGACCCAACCACCGCCCCCACCGACCUGGCUCUCUACUACUCGGACGACCACCCCGAGCCCGGCGCGCCAACCAGCUGGAGCCAAGUCGAGCUCCUCAUCGAGCUCCGCGACCGCGACCCGUUCGACCUCGCCGCCCCCGACGCGGACCCAACCACCCUCCUCGCCGCGUACCGCCGCUCCGAAGCCUGCGCGCGCGAGAUCUUCGCGCACCAGCAGCGCCGCGACGUCUACACCGUCGUCGCCUUCGGGACCUCCGCCCGCGUCGUCCACUGGGACCACUCCGGGUUCGAGACGACUGAACCCGUCGCGCACGCGCGCCUCGCGCGCUUCGUCCGCCUCUACUCGCGCUUGGGCGCCGCCGCGCGCGGCCACGACCCGUCCGCGCGCGCGGUCGCACGCGACUCGCCCGCCGCGCACUUCAUGCGGCUCUGCGCCGCCGUCGCGCGUGCGGCCCCCGACGACCCCGCGCCGGACGUCGCGGCGGCGGCAUUCGCGGCGUCGCUCGCGGACCCGCGCGCGCGGUGGUGGGGGCUGCGGGUCGGCGAGGACCGGGUGUUCGUGGGGGAGCCGCACUACGUCUCCCGGAACCUCUUCCGCGGGGGCACGUGCGGGUACGUCGGCGUGCACGUCCGUGCGGGGGAGGCGGCGCCGGGCGGGGGCGGGUGGCGGCCGCGGUUCGUGUACGUGAAGGACACGUACCGGGUGGUGGACCGCGAGGGGGCGCUGCGCGAGGGGGACGUCCUCGACGCGCUCAACGUUAGGGUGGUUGGGAACGUGCCGACGCUCGUGUGCCACGGCGAUGUCGGGUGGCGGGCGACGUCGAUGGCGGCGGCGUGGGUCCGGAGGCACUACCGAUUGGCGACGGAGGAGGUGUGUGUCUUGGUGGAGGAUGGCUUUGAGAACACGGCAGGGUUGUUGCAGGCGUUCGAAAAGCUCGUGGGAGCCCACGAAGUCGCACUUGGCAUGAAGCUCCUGCAUGGGAACGUCUCCCCGGACAACAUGAUGCUGUGGAAGAAGUCGUCCAAGAAAGACGGCGUGCGGUGCUAUGAGUACAUCCCAAUCCUAGGCGACUGGUCCACCACCGCCCGCCUGGGUUUGAAACACAACGAGGCUAUGGAGAGCGACGAACAGCACAGCGGAUACGUCCACGACAUCCCCAUCCGCUUCGCGGCCGCACGACGCUUUACACAACCACACUUCGCUGGCCCCAAGGUCUCGGACGACCUCGAGUCCUUCGUCCACUCUCUCCUCUACCUCCUGCUCCGGCACGCCCCUUCGAACUUGUUCGGCCCGUCCCUCGACGACUUCAUGCGCCGCUACUUCGAGCCCGGCUACCUGCACGACAGCCACUUCCGCGCGGGCGGACGCUACAGCCAGGCCGUGCCCGCGCCAGCCGUCCGAGGAGCGCUCAGGACGUCGAUCGUGCACGGCGAGCAGGGGAUCGUCGUCCGCCGCAAGGGCGGCUGCCAGGUCCUGCUCCGGUUCCACCUGCCCGGCGCGCCGUCGCAGGCCCACCCCGUCGACGCGGUCGUGCACGCGCUCCUGCAGAGCCUGCGCGCCGCGUACCGGGCCGCUGGCUACGGCGCGGGAGGCUCCUUCAGGAGGCCCAACGGGCGGUUCGACGUCGGAAAGUUCACCGCUGCGAUGGAACUGGCGAGUCAUCAGUACCAGCCCAAUAUCCUCACCAACGCGCACCCGCCUGCCGCCUGA